Molecule: messenger RNA, 956 nt
Organism: Drosophila bipectinata
Lineage: Eukaryota; Metazoa; Arthropoda; Insecta; Diptera; Drosophilidae
Source: RefSeq, a predicted model, not a curated record
AUGUCGAACCUGGGAGCUGUCUUGUUUGUGGGCUGCCUGCUGAUGGCCAUGGCCCUCGCCGAGCCACGCCUUCAGAGGCAACAGCAGCAGCAACGCCUUCAGCGUAAAAUCAAUUCCGCCGGACAGCAGCAUCCGUACUUGUUCCUAACCGUGCCCAAGGGACGUGCCAAUGCCGGUGCUGUUGUUAAAGGAUUCGAAAUUGUCGAGGAGGAGGACUCCCAGGAACUGGAUCAUCUGAUCGAUAAUGAUAACGAUGAUGACGACAACCAGGACGAUGACGCUGACGAGGAGGAGGACGAACUGGAACAUCAGUUGGGUCUGAAAUUUGCCCGCAAUAACUUUGCAUUCCGCAACCAAAAGAAGAAUCUCGACUCUCUGGAGGAGGACGACGACGACGAUGAUGAUCAGGUUGAGGUGCAGGAAUCCUUUUUGAGGAACGCUAAGCCCCAGGCUGUCGGCCAGGGUGCCCAGCAAAUGGUGGUGGCUAGGGAUCAGGCUGGUGCCAUUAUGGUGCCCGAUGGCAUUAUCGAGAUCGAGGGACAGAGCGUCCUCGACGAGAAGACCGGAAAGGCGGCGCUUUUGGUGCCUCGGGCCGCUCUGGACGCCAUUCCUGAUGGCGCUGUUGUGGCCCUGAUGGAGCGCUCUGCCAACUCGGCUGGCAUUUCCGGCGACGAGAUCGAGGAGGAGCGCGCCAACCGCGUUGUCGUCCGCCGCAGGAAGAACAGCGGCCGCCGCAACAUCCGCCGCCGGGGCACCAACGUCCAGCGACGUCGCCGUCGCCCCUCCUCCCAGCGUCGCCGUCGCGGCGGCAACCGUCGUCGCAACGUCCGUGUCGUCCGCCCCAACAACCGGAGGCGUGGCAACCAGCGUCGACGCGGCCAGGUCGUCUACCAGGGCUAAAGGUCACCCACCCAUCCCCUCAGAUUCUAUAUAGUAUUAUAGUUAAGCACCAGCGA